AUGGCGAACCCGUACGAGAGCGGCGUCUCGGCCGACCCCUUCCGCGAGCAGCCGUACGCCUCUCCCGGCGCCGCCGUGCCGCCCGCUGGGUCCGCGCCCUCCGCUGUCCUCAGCAACACCGGUGAUCACCCUCACGGCUACGGCUCUGCCACGUACACGGAGGUCUCCAAGCAACUGUCGGACGCCAAUGCAGACAUGCCUCCAAUGCAGUUCUACGCCGGGGAUGGCAGCGGUACCCCACCGCUAACCACGAUGGCGCCCCUGCCGCCAACUGGACCUGCCGCCGCGGAGGCCGACGCCGCUGCGUCUUCCCAGACUACCGAAACGAGUAAGUUCUGGACGCUGCCCUUCUACCAGCAAUUCUUUGACAUCAACACGCGGCAGCUGUUGCUGCGCCUCAGCAACACCCUCAUCCCGAUAAACCCGCCGGACUUUCUGAUGGAUCGCAACUGGCACCUCAACGAAUCCGUUGGUGCUGACGGGGCUGGGGGGAUCGCGGAAGACACGACGCUUGAGGAGGCGGGGGUGGUGCUGUCCCGCAAGCCAGAUUUGUACGGCCCCUUUUGGAUCUGCACAACCCUCUGGAUGACCUUGGCGGUGGUCAGCAACAUCAUGAGCAGGAUUGCCUACACGAAAAACAACACUACAACGCAGCCGUGGAGGUACGACUUCUCCGUCGCUUCAGUCGCGUACGCCGUCAUCUACCUCUACUGCUUCGUCUUUGGUGCCGUUGUGUGGGGCAUUAUGCAGUGGAAAAACUUGCCCGCCACCCUCACCGACACCGUCUGCUUGUACGGCUACAGCAUGUUCAUCUUUGAGCUUGUGGCUAUCCUCUGCAUGAUCCCGUCUAGUACAGCACAGUGGGCCUUCGUCAUGUUCGGCGGCGCCUGGUCCACAACCUACCUGCUCAUCAACAUGUGGCACAUGUGGAAGACGACGCUGGAGCGGAACUGGUUUAUUGGCCUGGUGGUAUUCGUGGCGGCCUUCCACAUGGGCCUCACGCUCUCCUUUAAGUUCUACUUCUUUAACUACAAGCUGUAG
This is a messenger RNA of Leishmania mexicana MHOM/GT/2001/U1103, 1041 nucleotides long. RefSeq lists its product as hypothetical. Gene Ontology annotation, cellular component: membrane; Golgi apparatus. Bases 1 to 1041 code for a protein of 346 amino acids. Lineage: Eukaryota; Euglenozoa; Kinetoplastea; Trypanosomatida; Trypanosomatidae. Gene Ontology annotation, molecular function: small GTPase binding. The record is from RefSeq and is a predicted model, not a curated record. The transcript has a single exon. Gene Ontology annotation, biological process: vesicle-mediated transport.